Molecule: messenger RNA, 1859 nt
Organism: Lynx canadensis (Canada lynx)
Lineage: Eukaryota; Metazoa; Chordata; Mammalia; Carnivora; Felidae
Product: general transcription factor II-I repeat domain-containing protein 2-like
Exons: 1
Coding region: 24-1811 (595 amino acids)
Cellular component (GO): nucleus
Source: RefSeq, a predicted model, not a curated record
UGUCAAAAGUGGGAAAACGAAAGAUGGAUCGAGAGCAUCGCAUGUUUCAAGAAAAGUGGGAACGAGCGUAUUUCUUUGUGGAAGUUAAGAACAGCCCCGUGUGUUUAAUAUGUAACCAGACUUUGUCUGUGUCAAAAGAAUACAACUUGAGACGCCAUUACGAGGCAAACCAUAGUAAGCACUUUGACCGGUAUACGGAAGAGAUGCGUGAUGAAAAACUUAACGAACUCAAGAAAGGACUAAACUUUCUUCAGCAUCUGUCAUCAAAUACAAAUAAACUAAGUGAUGCUGCUGUGAAAUGCAGUUAUGUCAUAAGUGAGAAAAUUGCCCGGGCAUCGAAACCUUUUACAGAUGGUGAGUUUAUAAAAGACUGUCUCUUGAGUGCUGCGGAAAUCCUGUGUCCAGAGCAGAAACCGGCAUUUGCCAACAUAAGUCUAACUGGAAACACUGUUGCUCAGCGAGUAAAAGAUAUGGCUGAGAACCUACAGGACAAGUUGCGAGAAAAAGUGAAAUCAUUUGUGACAUUUUCUAUUGCAGUUGAUGAGAGCACAUACAUAAAUAAUACGAGGCAGUUGAUUAUAUUUAUCCGGGGUGUUGAUGAGAAUUUUGACAUCACUGAAGAACUUUUGGACAUGGUGCCCAUGACAGACCCAACAUCUGAGAGUGACCUGUUUUUGUAUGUUGAGAAAAGUCUUGAAAAGUUUAAUGUUGACUGGUCAAAACUAGUAAGUGUAACCACAGAUGGUGCUCCUGCGAUGGUCUGUGAUAACACUGGACUUGUGGCAAAACUUAAGUCCAAGGUCAAAAUGUUUUUCAAGGAUGCAGAGCUUAAAUCUAUCCACUGCAUUAUUCACCAGGAAUUGUUUUGUACUAAAAAGUUAAAGCUAGAACAUGUCAUGGACGUAGUGAUUAACACAGUAGACUGGAUACGCACCCGUGGCUCCAACCACAGGCAGUUCAGGGCUUUGCUUGAGGAACUGAAUGCCCAAUAUGGUAAUCUCCUUUACUAUACAAAGGUAAGGUGGCUUAGUCGUGGCAUGGUGCUGAAGAGAUUUUUUGAAUUGAUAAAAGAGAUAGAUGUGUUCAUGUCUUCCAAGGGCAAACCCCUUCCCCAGCUCACCAGCGAAGACUGGAUCAGAGACCUGGCCUUUUUAGUUGACAUCACAAACCAUCUGAACACUUUGAAUAUCUCCCUUCAGAGACGUUCACAAGUAGUGACACAAAUGUAUGAUUCAGUUUGCUCUUUCCUCACAAAAUUGAGUCUCUGGGAAGCUCAUUUGGCUGCAAAUAAUCUGGCUCACUUUCCUACACUGAAAUCGGUUUCCAGAAACGAACGUGAUGGCUUAAUCUACAUCCCCAAAAUUGUGGAGUUAAAGAUGGAAUUCCAAAAAAGGUUCUUUGAUUUCAAGCAUUAUGAAAAUGAACUCAUACUGUUUAGCUCACCCUUCUCAAUUAACAUCGAUAGCGUUAAUGAAGAAUUACAAAUGGAAGUUAUUGAACUGCAGUGUAAUACGGUAUUAAAAACGAAAUAUGAUGACAUUGGAAUACCAGAAUUCUACAAAUACCUCAGCAAGAGUUACCCCAAAUAUAGAAAACAUUGUGCAAAAAUUCUGUCCAUGUUCGGAAGCACCUAUGUCUGUGAACAGCUGUUUUCUGUUAUGAAAUUGAGUAAAACUAAGUUUCGCUCCCAAUUAAAGGAUACAGGAUUACACUCAGUUCUCCACAUUGCGACUCGAAAUAUGAGACCAGACAUUGACAUCUUGGUGCAGAAAAAAAGGUGUCAGGUUUCUGGUUCCAAAUCAAAGGAAUAACAGAUUAUGAACAAAAAUUUUAAUAAUUAAAAGAUUUCUAUUUUUCAA